AUGUGUACGUCGUUUUUGAUGGCUUUACAAGCAGCAGGUCACCGUCGCCGUGGUCACUCAUUCGCUAGGCGUCGACUUUGGCAGCGCCCAGCGUGCGGUAGGGCAGUGAUAGAGUUCGCCAGCGGCAAGGAAGGUGUCGGAUUGCUGUACUCCGUAUGCUACUCGGACGAGGGCGGCAACGCGGUUUUAUCGCACAAGACGGAGGCUGAUUUGGAAGAGCUUCGGGGAAGGUACGGAGAUGUAAGGACGGCUGUGUUCGCGGUGUACGCUGGGGCUUUAAAUGGUGGAUCUGCAGUGAGCCAGCUGUGUUGGAAGCACGAGUCGGAGUUGGUGGAGGGCGAGUUGAAGCGCUGCUCGGAGAAGGAGGCCCUAUACAUUCCGAGUUACGUCCAAUUGCCGACGCCUAACAUCAGGGUGCGCAAAUACGAGCGGGGCAAGCAGGGCGACAGCGCCUUGUGCGCGCCUAUUCCGAAACCUUCAGCGGCGGCUGGCGGUGCGAGGGCUCCGGCUGCCACCUCCGCUGCACGCACAACUUCGGAAAGCAAAACGAGUCAACCAAAGCUGUUUGGGUUGCACGGUUAUGAGCACGUCAAAAACGAGGGUACCCAUAAGAAGCCCAAGGUGGAGGCACCCCCUCCGGCCGCCGCGCCGAGCCGCAGGCCAGCGGAAGCGCAAGAGAAGGCAACAGCUACUAGGGCGACUCAGCCGGCACAACCUAGAGGAGAGAGUGCAGCUACUUCAGCGCCAAGUGGCGGUGUCGGGAGCACGCAGAGAGACUUCAAGUCGUUCGUGUCCCAGAAGUUGGCGCAGCCCAGCAGCAGUGCGGAGGCACCCUCAUCCCAGGCUGCACCGGCGGCGAUAUCGCAGAACGACGCUAUGGACACUUCUCUGUUUGCGUGUGACGACCCUUGCGACGCCAUGGAGCUGGACGACGCAAGCUGCAACGACCGCCCCGUGAGCUACGUGGAAAAGGUGACGCGCGAGAACACGUACGUGGACAGCGGCUACUUCGUGGUGGAGGAGAACGACGAGUACGUGCAGGUGAACUCGCCUGCCAGAAGCCUCAAGGCGGCUCCGCCGAAACACGGCCGGAAGGAAAGCAGCGCAGAUGACGGCAGAAAGGGGCUGCUGAAGAAGCCCCAGAAGCAGCUCAAGCAGAUGACGUUGACGUACGUUCGUUGUUGUGUACGGCAUGACUCUCUCGUAGGUCCUUCUUCAAAAAAUGAGGUCCCAGGCGCCAGUUCUACUGUUGGGUGUUUAACGGCCAUAGAGGAGUUAGAGCGUGUCGAAUUACAGCGGAAUCGUGUCGCCAGGUUGACUUUUGCGUCCAUUCGGCCGGCCCAGGGAGCAGGAAGGCGGCUCUCACCGCCCGCGAGUGAGAUAGACACUCACCCGUGCCGCGAAAGCUGCUGGACACUGAGUGGAAGGUCGGCUUCGUGCCGGCAGCCUGCGGUACGACAAGCCAACUUCCGACUCGCCGGAGAAGGGGAAGCUGCUGCGCAGGGGUCGUCUGGCAGCGUCCAUCUUCCACUCGAGCCUGUGGUUGCGAUAGUUGGGCGCCCAAACGUCGGCAAAUCCUCCAUCUUCAAUCGCAUCUCUAAGCAGGUGAGGCGUCAUGCCAUCUGCCUUGCUCGCAAAAUCGCGCAGUUCCACCGCGGCAGCAUCGUGUCAGAAUCGCCAGGCACCACGAGGGAUCGCCAGUAUGCGCUUGCAGAUUGGGAGGGGCGCACCUUCCGGCUGAUAGACACCGGCGGGCUGGAGGACGAGAGUGAGUACGCGGAAUCGAUCAGAGCUCAAGUGGGAAGUUCGCUGGAACAUGCGUCGGUGGCCCUUGUGGUGGUGGACGGCCAGGCAGGACUCACCGAUGGUGACCUGGAGGUGCGUGACUUCGUGCUGGACGCAGUCAAGAAACGGGGCGAUCUGCGCGUGCUGCUGUGUGUAAAUAAGUGCGAGUCGUUCCAAUUCGGUGACGUCCUGGCUGAGGUAGGUCCUCACUCGCUGCCUUGGACGCGUGUCAGGCCGAACUGUGGCAAGUCGUCGCUGGUAAACCUGCUGGCUGGAAGCUCGCGGUGCCUGGUGUCGCCGAAGGAGGGCACCACGCUGGACACGGUGGAGGUGCCCAUUGUGAGGGGUGAGCGGCGGUACCUAUUGAUCGACACUGCCGGGAUGCGUCUACAGUCCAAGGAUCGUCGGAGCUUCCUUCCCAAGGGUCGCAGUUUACGGGCGAUCCGCAAAAGCGACGUGUGCGUGCUGGUGGUGGACGCGAGUUGGGGCAUAUCCCGCAACGACGUGAAGCUGGCGGAGGAGAUACGGGCGGAGAGCCGUGCGGCGGUCAUCGUGUGCAACAAGUGGGACCUGGUGGACAAGGAUCCCACGGUGUACAAGAACGCCGUUAAUUAUGUGAAGGAGAAGCUGCACUGGCUGGACUACGCCGACGUCGUGUUCACCUCCGCCAAGACCGCCCAGCGGGUCAGCAACGUCCUGGGGGCAUGCCAAAAUGCGCACGACCAGUUCUCCAAGAGCUUCACCACUGCCUUGCUUAACGAGGUUUUGCGCGAGGCGACCUUCCUCCAGAAGCCGCCGGUGACUCAUGGGAAACGCUUGAGCAUCUACUACGUCUGCCAGGUUCACAGCCAGCCGCCGGGGAUUGCGCUAUUCUGCAACGACGAACGCCUGCUGACCGACGACUACGCCGAGUACCUCGAGGUCUUUUUCCGGCGAUCACUCAACCUGACGGGCUCGCCGAUUCGCUGGUACCCCAGGGCCAAGAGGGCAAGGCACAGCGUGCCGGACCUCCGGAACCGCGCUUCCAAAUCCAGCUGCAACUCACGGGAGCUGCUGUCGCUGUGA
Babesia ovata is the source of this 2850-nucleotide messenger RNA. RefSeq names its product ribosome-associated GTPase. The record is from RefSeq and is a predicted model, not a curated record. Gene Ontology annotation, molecular function: GTP binding. The transcript has 15 exons. NCBI's taxonomy places the organism in Eukaryota, Apicomplexa, Aconoidasida, Piroplasmida, Babesiidae. The coding region runs from base 1 to 2850 and encodes 949 amino acids.